AUGGAGAACCGCAGCCUCGCGAACCACGUUGCGCGCCUCAUGGAGCUCUUGCCGCGCGAUGGGACAACUGUGGAUUUGAUGCCGCUAUUCGGACGCCUGAGCUUGGACACGGCGAGCGAGUUCAUAUUCAGCAAGUCCCUGGGUGCGUUGAUCUCGCCAGACGCCCACAAGGACUUCAUGGAUACGUUUUUCUACGCCUAA
Molecule: messenger RNA, 201 nt
Organism: Anthostomella pinea
Lineage: Eukaryota; Fungi; Ascomycota; Sordariomycetes; Xylariales; Xylariaceae
Source: the annotation of a GenBank genome assembly